Messenger RNA from Phytophthora infestans T30-4, 342 nucleotides. RefSeq lists its product as uncharacterized. The coding region runs from base 1 to 342 and encodes 113 amino acids. Lineage: Eukaryota; Oomycota; Peronosporomycetes; Peronosporales; Peronosporaceae. The record is from RefSeq and is a predicted model, not a curated record. The transcript is spliced from 2 exons.
AUGGUAGGUAUUCGUGAUGGCAGGGGCGACCGUAACACGGACAAAGUUGCCCAUCGUGUUCGGGCGGCCUGCAAGGACGUAUUACUCGUCCAGGUACACGCCACUAUGAUGGCGAUUUGGGUGGUCGAGAAUAGAAAUAUAUCCACCAUUGCGAGGCUUGGAGCGACUCCGGUCACACAGCCGGCAAUGGUAGCGGGCAUCGUGGUCUUCAAACAGGAUUUGGCAGAGCGAGCGUGGGGUUGGACGGCGGCGAAGGUGCUCCAUAAGGCCGGACGUGAGCCGUUGAGGCCACAGUGUCUAGAAGGAGCGAUAGAGCACGUGGACCGCAUACGCAAGUCCUGA